AUGAUUUUGAAAGAUAACAGUCCUAAGGUAGCUGAUCAGUGCGGUUCUAUUCCUUCGAGUAGUUCGGAUGGGGAAGAAGAAGCAUUGAAUUUCAUAGCAGAUUCUUCGGAUCGUGUAUACUGGCCGCCAAGAGAAAAUACUGCGUUCAUUGCACCGUGGUGUCGACGAAAAUAUGCACUUUCUUUGCGAGGGUUACACGAAGAAUUACUAGAUCUGUAUGCAUGGUUGAAGCCAUCCCCAUUGGAAAAGGCAUUACGACUUCGUGUAUUCGAACGAGUUCGUGAAGUUCUGCAACGAAUUUGGCCAGCAGCAAAGAUUGGUGUAUUUGGCAGCCUGUACACGAGCUUAUUUUUACCUACCUCAGAUAUCGAUGUAGUUAUCGAAAGUGAUUUAGUGAGUGAGGAACCACCGCUCUGGAAAACGGCAGUAGCAUUAAAAGAAUCUGGAAUUACGGAAUCAAUCAGUGUGCUUGAUAAAGCAUUUGUACCAAUCGUGAAGAUGGUCGACAAAGAUACCAAGAUAUACCUGGACAUAUCAUUUAACACAGUACAGGGUGUGCGUUCGGCAAAAUUUAUUGAAGAUAUGAAAAUGCGGUAUCCCGUGCUCGAACCACUGGUGUUGGUCCUCAAACAGUUUUUGAUGCAGCGGCAGUUAAAUCAAGUAUUCACGGGUGGUUUGUCAUCUUACGGACUUAUUUUAAUGCUAAUUAGUUUCUUACAGCUUCACCCAUCGUACGAUUAUUCAUACAAAGGAAUCACGGAGGUGAAUAUGGGCGUUUUAUUGCUUAAUUUUUUGCAACUUUACGGGCAAGAAUUCAAUUACAUGAAAACAGCUUUACGUAUUCAUAGCGGCGGAGCGUAUGUUUGCAAGGACGAAAUCUUAGUACAAAUGAAUAGACCAUCGAAUUCGAUGUUAUGUAUUGAAGAUCCUUUACAACCAGGAAACGAUAUUGGACGUUGUUCGCAUAAUAUUCAGUUAGUGCGACAGGCUUUUGAACAUGCCUUUUUCACGUUGUGCGCUGUAUUCGUUCGACCGCGUGAGUAUUCAGCAAUAUGGCGCGCCCGUUACCACGGCUCACUUUUGUCUCUUAUCCUGCACAUUUCGCCGCGAAUGAUCCGUUACAGAAAUUGGUUGAAAGGACGUGUUCUUUCAGACGAGUUAAGUAUGCCUAUCGAAUCUUUAUCGACGAUGGCUUCUCACUCUUCGAAUUCUUCGCAAACUGAGAUCAAAGUUGAGGAAUAUUUGGAAAAUUUUGUUCACUUGCAUCGUGGUGAAGACACACUUACUUGGUCCAUCAAAAUUUACCCGAAAGGCAAUGGUGAAAAUAAUAAAGACUUUGUCUUUCUAUGUCUUAAUAGAGUGGUCAGUAAUACGAACGCACCGUGCAAAAAUGGAAAAAUUGGCUUCAAAUCUCGCUUCAUUUUACGAACUAGCGAAAUGAAAGAAAUCGAAAUGCGUAUUCAUCCAAACCCCUCCCAUUCUGAUUACGUUUCGUAUAUAAAACGAGAUGUUCUCUUCCCGCAGAUAUUGCCAAAUGAUUCAAUUAUUGUGAAUGUUGAGAUAGAUGUAGCUGUAGAAACUGUUACGACAACGCUAGAGGAGAUGUUAACCAGUAAUAGCGAGCAACAGCUUACAGAAGAUUAUUUGAAAAUGUUGAAAGAUAAUGUGUUGACUGAUUUCACAAUAAAAGUGAGCGAGCGAGAAAUUAGAGUUCAUCGAGCUAUUCUCGCUGCUAGGUCUCCGGUUUUUGCUGCAAUGCUAAGGCAUGAAGACACCAAUGAAGCUAAAACGGGUGUAAUGGUAAUCGAAGAUCUGGAAUAUGAUACAGUUACGGAAAUGCUCAAUUUCAUUUACUGUGGACGCUGUUUAAGAGAUGUUAAUGAAUUUGCAUUUGCCUCCGAUUUAUUAAUUGCUGCAGACAAGUAUCGGCUUGAAGAAUUGAAAAGUCACUGUGAAAAAGCCUUGAUCCAGGCUUUGACAUUUGAAAAUGUUUGCGAAUUGCUCAUCAUUUCGGAUAUCUACAGUGCACCACGUCUUAGACAUCGUGCCGUGGAAUUUAUCAUCCAACAUCCACGAAAUAUUACAUCCACGCCGGGUUGGGACAAUGUUGUCAAACAACAUCAUGAUCUUGUCACAGAUAUCGUUCGUCACUUUGAUAAAUCAUCCGACAGAGGUAACUCGUAG
Acanthocheilonema viteae is the source of this 2184-nucleotide messenger RNA. The record is from the annotation of a GenBank genome assembly. NCBI's taxonomy places the organism in Eukaryota, Metazoa, Nematoda, Chromadorea, Rhabditida, Onchocercidae.